UCAUCCUGCAGUAGCGGGGAUGGGUUGGGAAUGAGGGAGAGAGUGAGGACGCCCGGCUCCAGAGCAAACGAGAAGCCUCUGCAAGUCCCCCACCUCAGCCACCCGGGUUGAGGUCUGCCCAGGUCUGCUGUAUGGACCAGUGUGGGCGGCAGGCUCUUUUCUGUCUGUGCCCUGCUGCCCCCUAGCUUCUCCCCCCCACUGCUUGGAGAGCCCCUGCCUCCCUCCCCCAAGGUGGAAUCAGCCGGCUAGAGGCUCUUGGGGGAGAGCGAUCGCCUGGCCCUGCCCUGCCCUGCCCACACCACACCAUGACCCUCCUGCUGUUGCCCCUCUUGCUGGCCUCCCUGCUCCCCUCCAGCUCCUGUAACAAAGCCAACAAGCACAAGCCAUGGAUCGAGGCAGAAUACCAGGGCAUCGUCAUGGAGAAUGACAACACGGUCCUGCUGAACCCACCACUCUUUGCCCUGGACAAGGAUGCUCCCCUGCGCUAUGCAGGUGAGAUCUGUGGCUUCCGGCUCCAUGGGUCUGGGGUGCCCUUUGAGGCCGUGAUUCUGGACAAAGCAACCGGAGAAGGGCUGAUCCGGGCCAAGGAGCCAGUGGACUGUGAGACCCAGAAGGAGCACACCUUCACCAUCCAGGCCUACGACUGUGGCGAGGGCCCCGACGGGGCCAACACCAAGAAGUCCCACAAGGCGACUGUGCACGUGCGGGUCAAUGACGUAAAUGAGUUUGCCCCUGUGUUUGUGGAGCGGCUGUACCGCGCUGCGGUAACUGAGGGGAAGCUGUACGACCGCAUUCUGCGGGUGGAAGCCAUCGAUGGUGACUGCUCCCCCCAGUACAGUCAGAUCUGCUACUAUGAGAUCCUCACCCCCAACACGCCCUUCCUCAUCGACAAUGACGGAAACAUCGAGAACACGGAGAAGCUGCAGUACAGUGGCGAGAGACUCUACAAGUUCACGGUGACAGCUUACGACUGCGGGAAGAAGCGGGCAGCGGAUGAUGCCGAGGUGGAGAUCCAGGUGAAGCCCACCUGUAAACCCAGCUGGCAAGGCUGGAACAAAAGGAUUGAAUAUGCACCAGGCGCAGGGAGCCUGGCUUUGUUCCCUGGUAUCCGCCUGGAGACCUGUGAUGAACCUCUCUGGAACAUUCAGGCCACCAUAGAGCUACAGACGAGCCAUGUGGCCAAGGGCUGUGACCGUGACAACUACUCAGAACGGGCACUGCGGAAACUCUGUGGUGCCGCCACCGGGGAGGUAGACCUGUUGCCCAUGCCCGGCCCCAAUGCCAACUGGACGGCCGGACUCUCAGUGCACUACAGCCAGGACAGCAGCCUUAUCUACUGGUUCAACGGCACCCAAGCCGUGCAGGUGCCCCUAGGUGGCACAGCCGGGCUGGGCUCUGGGCCCCAGAACAGCCUCAGUGACCAUUUUACUCUGUCCUUCUGGAUGAAGCAUGGUGUGACCCCCAACAAGGGCAAGAAGGAAGAGGAAACCAUCGUGUGUAACACUGUCCAGAAUGAGGAUGGCUUCUCUCACUACUCGCUGACCGUCCAUGGCUGCAGAAUUGCCUUCCUCUACUGGCCUCUGCUUGAGAGUGCCCGCCCAGUCAAGUUCCUCUGGAAGCUGGAGCAGGUCUGUGAUGAUGAAUGGCACCACUAUGCUUUGAACCUGGAGUUCCCCACAGUCACGCUUUAUGCCGAUGGCAUCUCAUUUGACCCUGCCCUCAUCCAUGACAAUGGUCUCAUCCACCCGCCCCGAAGGGAACCUGCUCUCAUGAUUGGGGCCUGCUGGACUGAGGAGAAGAACAAAGAGAAGGAAAAGGGAGGAGACAACAGUACAGACACCACACAAGGAGACCCCUUGCCGAUCCACCACUACUUCCAUGGCUACCUGGCUGGUUUCAGCGUGCGCUCAGGCCGCCUGGAGAGCCGCGAGGUCAUCGAGUGCCUCUAUGCAUGUCGGGAGGGGCUGGACUAUAGGGAUUUCGAGAGCCUGGGCAAAGGCAUGAAGGUCCACGUGAACCCCUCGCAGUCCCUGCUCACCCUGGAGGGGGAUGAUGUGGAGACCUUCAACCAUGCCCUGCAGCAUGUGGCUUACAUGAACACUCUGCGCUUUGCCACGCCUGGCGUCAGGCCCCUGCGCCUCACCACUGCUGUCAAGUGCUUCAGCGAAGAAUCCUGUGUCUCCAUCCCCGAAGUGGAGGGGUACGUGGUGGUCCUUCAGCCUGAUGCCCCCCAGAUCCUGCUGAGUGGCACUGCUCAUUUUGCUCGCCCGGCUGUGGACUUUGAGGGACCUGAGGGGAUCCCCUUGUUCCCCGAUCUUCAAAUCACUUGCUCCAUUUCCCACCAGGUGGAGGCCAAAAAGGAUGAGAAUUGGCAGGGCACAGUGACAGACACACGCAUGUCAGAUGAGAUCGUGCACAACCUGGAUGGCUGUGAGAUUUCUCUCGUCGGGGAUGAUCUGGACCCCGAGCGGGAAAGCCUGCUCCUAGACAUGGCGUCCUUGCAGCAGCGAGGGCUGGAACUCACCAACACGUCUGCCUACCUCACCAUUGCCGGGGUGGAGAGCAUCACUGUGUACGAAGAGAUCCUGAGGCAGGCUCAUUAUCGGCUGCGACACGGAGCUGCCCUCUAUGCUAGGAAAUUCCGGCUGUCCUGCUCAGAAAUGAAUGGCCGUUACUCCAGCAAUGAAUUCAUCGUGGAGGUCAAUGUCCUGCACAGCAUGAACCGGGUCGCCCACCCCAGCCACAUGCUCAGCUCCCAGCAGUUCCUGCACCGUGGCCACCAGCCCCCUCCUGAGAUGGCCGGACACAGCCUGGCCAGCUCCCACCGAAACUCCAUGGUCCCCAGCGCAGCGACUCUCAUCAUUGUGGUGUGUGUGGGGUUCCUGGUGCUCAUGGUCAUCCUGGGCCUCGUGCGUAUCCACUCCCUUCACCGCCGUGUCUCAGGGGCUGGCGGGCCUCCAGAGGCCUCCAGUGACCCCAAAGACCCUGACCUCUUCUGGGAUGACUCGGCACUCACCAUUAUCGUGAACCCCAUGGAGUCCUACCAGAAUCGGCAGGCCUGUGUGGCGGGGGCUGCCGGUGGCCAGCAGGAGGACGAGGACAGCAGCGACUCGGAGGCAGCCGACUCCCCCAGCAGCAACGAGAGACGCAUCAUCGAGACCCCUCCACACCGCUACUAACGCUGCACCCUUACCCGAACAGAGAGAGAUUUCUGCCCUGGUGAGACAGAGACACCCCCAGAAAAGAGAGAAGGACCUUCUGAGAGAAGAGACCAAGAGGGAGAGAGCUCUUUGGAACGAGUCUUCCUUUAAUCCCCAAAUCCCAGUGGGCCGCACUGGGGUCUGCCUCCCUGCCCCGGCCCCCAGCCCACCUCCCUUCUGUGCCUCUGGGCUCCUGUUCCCUGGAAGACUUUGGCUGCCUUCUCUGCCCCCCCCCGGCAGUGGCCCCUUAGCUCGCCCAUGUCUCUGUCUGACCCCCACCAGGCGCGCACUGCAUGGAGUGGGGGUCACUACCAGUGGCAGGGGCCCGGGGGGAAUUGAAGGGGGAACACUUCCCUACUCUCCUGUCCACGGAGGCCUGUCUUCCCCAGGGCUUCUGCAGCUGGGAGGAAGCUUCCGUCCUCUCCUCCCUCUCUUUCCACUUCAUUCUGGGGAUCCCUGCUUCUUCACCUUGCCCACUCUCCUUCCUUUUCUGUCCUCUUUCCCCUCUUCUCCUUGCCUGAGGGCUUGCAGCCCCUGCCCCUUCCUACAUGACCUGGUUGAGGCUGGGUUGUGGGGAUGGCAGGGGGAGCGGGGGCCCCAGGUGUAUUAUAUAUAAUGUAUAUUUUUUCAUGUUGCUGUGAGCGCAGCCCCCGUGUUCUGUGUGCAGCUCACAGCCUUGUGUGUGCGUGUGUGUGGCAUCGUCAUGUCCUGGGAGGGGGGAGAGGAGGGAGGGGGAUGGGUGUGGUGAGGGAGGGGAUGCACCCUAGGGUUUUCAAAUAAAACGACCAGAAAAAGCUCCGUGAGCCGCCUCCUGCCUGCCUGAUCCUGUGUGGGUGCUACGGAGGUGGUAGGAGCUCAGGUCUCAGGGUCCAUUUGGAGUCUGAGCAGGGCUGAAGUGAGGGGGCAGGGCCAUCAAAGCAACCCCCCCCCCCCCCCAGAUAAAUCCCCAGAAGGCCAGGCCACUGGGUAUGUGCGGCUAUGGUGCCCACUGCCUUCUUCCUUCAGCACUGCCUAGAAAAGCACGGACAGUUCAGAGGAUGCCACAGAUGUCUGGGCCUUGCGGGAGACACUGUCAGUCCCUCCCCAUCUCUUGGACAUUCUGCCUGUAGCUUCUAGCCCCAGAGUCCAGGGCGAGAGGGCAGGAAACCCUGCUAUUUGUAGCAAGAGAACGAGCUUUGGUUCAUCUUCCCCACAUAGUCGGGGGCAGUAAUAAGACAAGCUCAUUUCAGAAGAGGGAACUGUAGAGGGAGCAUCCUUCUGGUGCCUUCCCGUCACAGGAAAGACCAGGGAUCCACGUCUUAACCCCUUUCUGUUGAAGAGGGGGCUCCGACCAUCAGUGGUUCUCCGUGGUUCUCGUUAACACAGGUGGGGUGAAGGGGAAGCUCACUGGCCCUUCCCAGGCUCCAUCCAGGACCCAGUGUUACUUCUGCCAGGUGCCCUAUCCUGGCCCAAGGCUUGGUCUAGCAGCUCUGUGCCGAUGCGUCUCCAUUUAUGUCUCCCACCCAGACCUCUUUCCCCACCCCCAGUCACAGCUACAUACUGGUGCCUCUGCCCAGGCAGCCUGUGCCUCGAAGCCAACCCUUGCCCAAAUUCUGCUCUAGUACCUGUUACCUGUCCCUUUGCCCUUUCGUGAGGUUACCUAAGCCAGAAUCUUGGGAGGCAGUCUUUCUCCCUCACCCUUAACCUCAUGUCCAAGCGGUGAGUAGACCCUGUCCUUUUUACCCCUUAACAUCUCUCAGAUACGUCGUUCUUUCUCUUCCCCCUACUGCCGCUGCUGCCUCAGUUGAUACUUCUUCAAGAUACACCUGUUGCCGAUCUGUUGC
Neofelis nebulosa (Clouded leopard) is the source of this 5023-nucleotide messenger RNA. RefSeq names its product calsyntenin 3 (gene CLSTN3). The record is from RefSeq and is a predicted model, not a curated record. Bases 306 to 3179 code for a protein of 957 amino acids. The transcript has 18 exons. Lineage: Eukaryota; Metazoa; Chordata; Mammalia; Carnivora; Felidae. Gene Ontology annotation, cellular component: postsynaptic membrane; cell surface. Gene Ontology annotation, biological process: positive regulation of synaptic transmission; positive regulation of synapse assembly; homophilic cell-cell adhesion. Gene Ontology annotation, molecular function: kinesin binding; amyloid-beta binding; calcium ion binding.